GAUCAAUUGAACGCCAAUAGAGUCUGUAAUAUAGAAGUUUCUCCGUCGACCACAAUCUACUUAAAGGUGGCGCGCGUACAGCCAGACCCUCAACACGUGCAGGACUAUCACGUGCCGGUCCUCCAGUUCCCCGUCACACCCAAUCAGUGGGAUCUCACCACUCAACAGAUUCUUCCAUAUAUUGAUGGCAUUCGUCACAUCUCUAGAAUCGCAUUGGAAGCCGACGUUGAGAUGAGUUUAGUGAAGGCCUGCGUUCAGAAUAUGAUUUAUUACGGAAUUAUAACAUUGAUUCCUAUAUUUCAAUAUUCAAACGUCUACUUAACGACACCUCGUUUAGUGCAUUUGGCCGAAAACAUUAGCCUUCAGGACGAGUGCAUUAGAUUUGUAUCGAAACAGGAAUCGCAACCAUUGGCCACAUUUCGCUCGAUAUUCCAACUCUACUGUCAUAUGUGUCCGGGAAUGACAGUCAAAGAUCUGUGUAUGAAAUUCAAUCCAUCCGCUCAUGGAAUCGAUGAGAAAGCGCUCAUUAAAUUCGGUUUAAUGAAAGGCUUUAUCAGAAGGUUUCAGAAAUAUCCCAUAUUUUUGGCUCCAAAGCCUCAUUCGGUAGAGAAUACGAGAGGACUCUAUCGAUACUUUGAUGGCAACCAUUCAUACGAUGAGAUCUGUUGUAAAGAACUGAAGAGUUAUCAGGAACUCGAAGAGAGAGUUGAAAAACAUCCGGCAAUUGUUGUUUGUUGGAAAUGAUUGUUAUAAAGAGUUUAUAUAUUUGUUAUGUUUAUAAAUUAUAAUAAAGAAAUUACAAGACAUUUAUAAA
This is a messenger RNA of Medioppia subpectinata, 814 nucleotides long. NCBI's taxonomy places the organism in Eukaryota, Metazoa, Arthropoda, Arachnida, Sarcoptiformes, Oppiidae. The record is from the annotation of a GenBank genome assembly.